This is a messenger RNA of Eremomyces bilateralis CBS 781.70, 1447 nucleotides long. RefSeq lists its product as uncharacterized. Lineage: Eukaryota; Fungi; Ascomycota; Dothideomycetes; Eremomycetales; Eremomycetaceae. The transcript has 5 exons. The record is from RefSeq and is a predicted model, not a curated record. Gene Ontology annotation, molecular function: hydrolase activity. Bases 144 to 1178 code for a protein of 344 amino acids.
CGCGUACAUUUAUAAUAAAUCUUGGGUUCUCUCUCUCUCAUAUAUAUUUGAAGUCAAUAUAUUCCUCGAGCCUCUAUACCGACGCCUUCAAAAAUCUUUCGAACGAUAAUUCGACUCAAAGAUAUUGCCAAGGACCAGCCAGCAUGGCAUCGCAAGCAGGGCAGAUUCGCCAGCCCCUCCAACCGUCCAUCCGUCCCAUCCUAGACCCUGAAUACGUAACCCUCCACGACUCACUCGUCCAAUACGUCGAGCCUUUAGAAUCGAAGCCAUGGGACCCUGAAAAUCGCAACAAGCCUUCGGCAUUGGCACACGCACAGCCAAAGCUCGUCGACGUCGGCCAGUGCUUCGACAAGGUCCUCGGAAACGUGCAGCUCCGCGUGUUCGUGCCGGAGGGCGAGGCGCCGGCCAAAGGAUGGCCGUGCAUGGUGUGGUAUCACGGCGGCGGAUGGGUGAAUGGUGGUUUGGGGAGUGAUAAUGGCUUCUUGAGCCAUGUUUGUCGAUAUACGCGAUGCAUGGCCAUCUCUGUCAAUUAUCGCCAUGCACCCGAAGAUGUGUACCCAGCUGCCCUAGAAGACUCGUUCUGGGGUUUUCAGUGGAUAAGAAAUAAUGCAGCUACGCUCUCCAUCGACAUUUCACGCCUGGUCCUGGGAGGAUGUUCAGCCGGCGGCAAUCUUGCUGCAGUCAUGUCCCUCAAGGCUGGCCUUGCGAAGCUAUCUCCAGCACCCGUAUUCCAGCUCCUCAUCUGCCCCGUAAUAGACUGUACGGCGACGGUGAACACGGCGUGGGCAACUACGCAACACUCGCCGUUCCUCACUCCCGGGCGCAUGACCUGGUACCAGGACCGGUACCUCCCGAAUCCAUCGGACCGGGCCAAUUGGGACGUCUCGCCGUGCUUCGCGCCGCCAGAGACGCUGGCAUUGAGCCCUAAGACAUUCGUCGCCAUUGCCGAGUGCGACUUGCUCGCGCCCGAGGGGCUUAGGUAUGCUGAGCUUUUGCGCAAAGCAGGCGUUGAGGUCGAGACAAAGACCUACAAAGGCGCUACGCACUCGAUUCUUGUUCUAGCUGGAAUCCACCAAAUUGGACAGCAGUUGGUGCAUGACGCCUGUGCUGUGAUCGCUCGGGAGCUGGGCACUGAGUACGACCCGUCAACCUCGCCAAUUCUCUCCCAGAGCGGGUGAGGCCAUCUCACUAUUUGUGCCGGUACUGGUAGUGUUAUCUGAUAUGGAGCCCGAUUGCUGGGGUCGUGGAGACUGGCGUGGGUUCCGGCACGAUAUGGGCCGGGGUUAUGGGGUAGAGUAGUGAGAUAAGCUGCCGGAACCGGCACAUCGGCCUCGAGUUGCAUCGUAGUUUCGAAGUACACCCUGGACGGCAAUUGAUAUCAAUAAAUCAUGAGUUGUGAGUUAAGAGAGGGAAAAAUCGAGUCCCAAGCUGUGCUAUCAUAGAUGUG